This is a messenger RNA of Chaetomium globosum CBS 148.51, 1653 nucleotides long. RefSeq lists its product as uncharacterized. The coding region runs from base 1 to 1653 and encodes 550 amino acids. The transcript has 4 exons. NCBI's taxonomy places the organism in Eukaryota, Fungi, Ascomycota, Sordariomycetes, Sordariales, Chaetomiaceae. The record is from RefSeq and is a predicted model, not a curated record.
AUGGGCAGGCUGGGGCCCAUCACAUCGCUAGGACUCGGGCGGUCCCCAUAUGACGAAGUGGUCCCAGGCGAAGGUCCAGAGGAUUCGCGUUCUCCCCAGCAGCUGUAUGAUGAGCGAGGCCGCCCUAUCAACCCAGAGACUAAGCGUAUCAACCGGGAUGUCAUUCGCUCUCAUAAUGAAGUGAUGAUGGUUAUUGGUGUUGCCGAACCAGAGAAUAGCGCCGCCGAUGCACAGCUCGAGGCAGCCCGCAGGCAUCACCGAUAUGAAGACCGCAUCGGCAGGAGGCUGCUUUUGGCUGGCGGUGUGCUGGAGUCGGCGGCCAUUUGGGGCGUGAAUGGUAUGAGGCAGCGCAUCUUGCUCUAUAAACCAUACUCGCAAACAACCUUUUAUGGCAUGUUCCAACUCGCAUGGAGCCAACAGUCUGUGGGCUCCUACUUCUUCGGCGGCUUGCCAUCGUUUCUGGCGAGCACUCUCCUAGAGCAGCUACCGGCCCCUGAGCUGAAGAAAACCACAUUCUGGGUCCCCAACUGGCGGUUCUUCAUCCCGGGAACUAGCAUAUCACCUAUCCCCAUUCCACCGACUCCCAUCUCAUAUCGCCCCCGAACCCUUCUCGGGUGGCUUGGCACCUUCGCACUUGGUGUAGCGCCGUUCGCUGGUUUCUACCUCUAUACCAAGUUCCACACUGUCAUAACCAAAACGUUGCGGUACAAGAUCCACCAGCUACUUCCACGGCCACACAACGCGCACAAGCGGCGGCACUUUGGGUCCAACUUACCCACGGGCGCCGAGUUUGCCUCUGUCGAACACAGAACUGAUGAAUCACCCGCUUCCCCCACAGCACCAACACCAACAACAACACCCAACCCCUCCGCCACCCCCGCUCACCGGCGACAAAGCACCGUAUCCCUCCGCGGCGACAAUAGCGCCGACCAACCCACCUUCGGCGGUUCCACCCAAGGCACGCAGGACGACUUCGCCUCAGACGACGAAGACAACGAGAUAAUCAGCGCCACGCUCAUCAGCUUCGACGUCGAGGCCACCGACCCCACCACCCCUCUGGACCCCACCUCCACCCACUCCGCCGCCGCGCACAACGGCGGCGAUGACGCCACCCCAGGCGCCUGGUCCGCCGAGCUGCGGCCCAACCCCAACCUCGGCGACGCCAACCGCGGCGGCGGCGGCGGCGACUACGGCUUCCCAGGCGGCGGUGACGGCGGUGACGGUGGCGACGGCGAGGGCGCCAACGGCAGCAGCGCGGCCCAGGACAACCGCGUGUACCGCGAGAACGUGCUCACGCGGCUGCCCGCCAUCCUGGCCACCGACGUGCUGGCCAUCACGCCCGCGCGGCUGCUGAUGACGCCGCUGGCGUCGCUGGUGUGGGUGGGCCUGGCGCGGCCGUAUAUGCGGCGGAUGGGGAUGCCGAUGGAGGGGGUUGUGGAGGGCGCCGGGUGGUGGUGGGGGCUGAGGGGGGCGAGGGGCAUGGUUAAUAUGUUGGGCUUGGAGCUGUUGUUGGCUGUGAUGCAGUGUGAGGCGUGGGCGGUCAUCAUGCUGGCGGCGGAGCGGUUUAGGUUUACGGCGGAGGAGUGGAAUGAGAAGGAGGGGUUGUUGGGGGAGGGUGAGGGUGAGGAGGACCGGGAGCUGGAGAUGAACUAG